Molecule: messenger RNA, 3999 nt
Organism: Saccharomyces kudriavzevii IFO 1802
Lineage: Eukaryota; Fungi; Ascomycota; Saccharomycetes; Saccharomycetales; Saccharomycetaceae
Gene: RTC1
Product: Rtc1p
Exons: 1
Coding region: 1-3999 (1332 amino acids)
Biological process (GO): positive regulation of TOR signaling
Molecular function (GO): protein binding
Source: RefSeq, a predicted model, not a curated record
AUGAGCUUAUCUCCUCACAUGGAAAACUCUUCAAUUUCCAAGGGAAGCACUCCUAUACCGAAGAAUAGGAAUGUUUGUUCUUUGGGUAAGAGCGAGCUUCUUGGAUCUUCAUCAAGCAAUAAUUCUUCAUUCCGAGUGAAUCAUUAUUCGAAUAGCGGACAAACAUCGGGAUUAGAGUCUAUGCGAAGGCCUAAUCUGACUCCCACUUUUUCUUACAAUAACGGGAUCUAUAUGCCUGAAAGCCACAGAACUAGUUCAUUCAACGAUAACUAUCUGCCCUAUGAUAAGAGUCCCUUUGUAAAGAAAACCAGGAACAUAAGUAACAAGUUAAACAUGAAAAGUAAAACAAAAAAAAAUGCCGAUAGUCUCACGAAUACAAGGAAGUCAUCUGGACUCAUUUACACCACUAAAAUGAAUAAGGAAUUAUCCAGUAUAGACAAAGUGAAUGAUCCCAACAUUAAUGGACUCGUCUGCGCAGGAAAGACCCAUUUGGGGUUCUAUAAAUUUUCGCCCUCAGAUAGAUCCAUCAAGUGUGUCCAUGACUUUAUAACACCUAAUAACAACACCUCAACAAAGGUUGCAACAUCCCUUUUACCCAAACUAAGUAAAAGAACAAGACAGAACAAAUUCAGUACGAUUGCAGACGUCAAGACAGGUUUCAACAAUUAUAAAAACUGUAUUGCAGUGUGUAACAAUUCAACGGCAAUAUCUAUAUAUGAUCUCAACAAGAGUUCCUCAAUAGAAAAUCCAUUGAUAACUUCCCUAUGCGAACAUACUAGAUCAAUCAAUAGUUUUGACUUCAAUAUGGUUGAGUCAAAUUUAAUCAUUAGUGGUGGUCAAGAUAGUUGCGUCAAAAUAUGGGAUCUCCGUUCCAAUACUUCCAAAAGUUCAAAUAGAGCUGAUAUUAAUAUAAACACAGCAUCAGACUCAAUCAGAGACGUGAAAUGGAUGCCUGGCUACAAUUUUGCCUCCAAAAAUGAGCAGGGCUCAUCAACAUACGGCAAUUCCAAAAGCGGUUACAAGUUCGCCUCAAUACAUGAUUCAGGAUAUUUAUUAAAAUUUGAUCUUCGGCAACCUGCUCAAUACGAGAAAAAAUUGAAUGCUCAUACCGGACCUGGACUUUGCCUGAGCUGGCAUCCUCAUCAAGAGUACAUUGCGACAGGAGGUAGGGAUGGAAAAUGCUCCCUUUGGUAUGUUGGUGAAAACGUCAACGCUAGUGAUAAUACAGUACUUAAUUACGGAAAUGCUCCUUCGUUGCAUACACCUAGCACGUCCAUAAAUAAUAGUAAUUCACUGGCGUUUCCAAAACUCACGAUUAACACGGGUUAUCCCGUUACUAAAUUGAAAUUCAGACCUGCUUAUAACAAUAACAUUUUUAACUCCUUACUGGGAAUGUCGUCGAUGGGUGAUGAAGCAGAAGUUCGCAUCUAUUCUCUAGCAAGAAAGUAUAUCCCAAAACACAUCCUUCUGUCAGAAGCACCUUCGCUAGGAUUAGUGUGGUGGGAUGAGAACUUGAUCUUCAAUAUUGAUAAGGGGACCCGCGUUAAUGGUUGGGAUAUUAACAAAGAGCCAACAGUGCUAGAAAAUUUGAACAAAAACACAACAACUUGGAGAGAUUUAGAUGGGAACGGUUUACUUUCGGUGGACCAAGAAAUAGGCUCAUACGAGUUGUCAGAGCCGGAGACUACAUCAAUUUCAACUAAUAUAGGGAAGAAGCAUCAUGGCACGAUUAAAAAUACGAAGAAUGGCAACCCGGAGAAUCAAGGCAUCAUUGGAGGACUAAAGAAAGGAUUUAGCCACACUGGAUUGACGGGGUUUGCACCAGAAAGGCCACCUACUUUAAAAACAGGUUCAACGUUUAGCACCAAAAGUCUCACAAUAGCUUCUGGGACCUCUUCUUUCAACAGUUCUUCCGCAUCGUUGACAUCGUUGACACCACAAGCCGAAAAUAAAGAAGAAAAUGCCAUCGAACCGCCCUAUAUCAUUACUUUGGAUAUACCGCAGAUUUUCAAUAAUAUAAGAUUAACCAAAAUUGCACGUCUGAGAAAAAAUGACACAGUAUCUGAAAAGUUCUGCAUUAGGGAUUCACCAGUGAAAAAGUUCAAAUUUUUGGCUCGACAACUCAAAUUUUCAUUCAUUCAAGAGCAAAAUGGUGCGGAUGAUGCUAGUACUGUAUAUGAAAAGGGCGAGCAAAACAUUAAUGACGCAAAAGAAAAUAUGACUAAAGGGGUUGAUAAUGAUGGUGAUAAUGAUGAUAACGAUGACGACAAAAUAGUUGAAAGUCAUCUGAAAAAGUAUAAUUUUCCAGAAAAUAAUACGUGGGCCACUUUAAUGAAUGAAAAAGGCAACAGCAAACAAUCCAAGAGAAGCUCAAAGGGUUCUAAGGUAGUUGAUGAGAAGGAUGGCAGAUCGAGUAUAUCCUCUGUAUCUACUAAUAAGCAAAAUCCUGAUAAAACUAGAAAGGUCGACAAGAACCUAGAGGCCGAAAUGCAGGAUAAAAUGCGAACACUAAUUGACCUGGUAUCUAUUGCAACACAUAACGCAUCUGUUUAUUUGUCCAUAGAUGAUCUGACCAAUUUCAAAAUUUGGAUCUUGAUAAGAGAUUCAUUACUUUGGGACUUGAAAUGGAUGACUUCCUCCCCAGUUUCAUCCGAUACGGCAUCUAACAUGGAUGCAAAUGAAAGCUCUGACUUCGAAGCUGCAGAAAAUUUGGGAGCAGGAAAGGAGUUCUCAGAGGAAGGCGAAGAAGGGACAAGCGGGGCUGAAUCAUUGAUAGAAGAAAGACCACAAGCAUUUCGAGCAAGCUCUGGCGAGCCAAGUGAAACUGAUAAAAAACCUAUCUCCAAACUCAAAGAACAGUUAAAGGACACCGAAAGAAUCACAUAUACACAACCAAAUGAGGGAUCAGAUGAAGUAUUGAGCGAGUUGAAAGAGCUACAGAGUCAAUUUCUAGAGUCGAGGGCGAGAAUGGGUAUAAAUGAUGAUGUAAUUAUAGAGGAAGAUGAAAAUGGAAUUGAACAGCAACAAGAACAAGAACAGCCGCAUGACCCAUCAAUUAAACCAGCUCACACUCAAAUGUCUCCUACUGCCAAAAGCAUACCAAUAUUACAGAAGCGGGAACAUCGUAAGUCGUUUAUAGAUACGUUUAUGUUACAUUCGCCCAAUGGUUACAAUGCAGACACAGACAUGGGGGACGAAGGGGAUAACAUAUCCCCUAGAUUCGUUUAUAAUAGCGUGAGUCCACGUAGUAGAGUAUCGUCGUUGCAAAGCUAUGCCACAACAACCUCCCAACUAGGAGCUUUAAAAAAACUGUCUUCUCAAACUGCACCAGUUGUCGGAUCGCCGGGACAUGUGUUGUCCCAACGAGAUAACAUUAGUGGAGAAGUACCCUCUUCCUCAUUGACAAAGAAGCUCGCCAAGUAUAGGCAAAUGGCUGAUGAUCCGCCCUGGGACACGAAAAAACUCAUUAAGCAACUUUACAAACAAGCUACAGAGACAGGGAACGUUGUACUGACAGUGAAUAUUCUAUUUCUUUUCCAAACAUUAUACCAAAUAACAGAAAUCAACAUUGCAAAGGACGCAAUUGCGCACUUCUUGUUACUGCUACAUCGGUAUGAAUUAUUCGGCAUUGCAGCAGACGUCUUGAAGUACUGCCCGUUCGAAGAUAUCAUGGGGUCUGAAGGCGACCAGUCCUCCAUUAGGCUGUUUUGCGAGCGCUGCGGUGAGUUGAUCACGAACGAAAACUCCAAGGAAAACUUCAGAACGGAAGCUCAGCAGACGGGAAAUAAGAAGGCAAUGGAGAAGUUUGGAUACUGGUACUGCGACUCCUGCAAAAAGAAGAACACGCCAUGUAUCCUGUGUGAAAGACCGUUGAAAAAACUGACCAUGGUCAUUCUUCCAUGUGGACACGAAGGUCACUUCCAGUGCAUACAAGAAUGGUUCCUCGACGAGAAGGAACAUGAGUGUCCCGGCGGUUGCCCCGGCGUUGCAUUCAUAUAA